AAGCUUUAUAGCUGAAACUUCAAGUUGUACUGUGUUUACUUCCUUUAUUCAUGGUUUAUUGAUGUGUUGAUGAAAUGGAGACGUCCACAUCGGUGAUGCUGUACCACGACGGCACCACUCAGAUGCACCUACUGCUGCUGUUAAUUAACGCGUUGCACCAGGCACAGGCCAGUGGCUACCAGCAACCACAGCGGAUGACCAGGUCGCUCGGACACCUGUACCAAGAUCUAAUACCGAAUGUCUUCAAGAGGGUUGAAUCACACUUGCUGCAGCAACAGGAGAACUUAGAAUGGGAGAAUCAAAAAGUACAGUGGUUCAUUACAUCCCUAAAAGAGAAAAAGUUGGUGUGUAUAAAAUUAAGCGAUGGGUUCCAAGUCGUAGAAGAAGAAAAUGAAUAUGGACUGCAGUUGGUUGAGGAACUAGAAAGUGAAAAGAAACGAGGAUUACAGUUAGAAAAACAGCUAGAGAAUGAAACGAAUUAUGUAUCACAGCUGACAGCAGAUUUACAGAAAGAAAAGGAAUACAGAAGGCAGCUCAACAAGGAACUAGAGAAUGAGAAGAAGCGACAAUCUCAGUUGUUUAAAGAAUUAGAAAAUGAAAAGAAACAGAGACAGCAAUUAGCUGAGAAACUAGUAGAAAGAAAGAAAUAUGAUUCACAAAUGGCUGAAAAUAUAGAGAAAGUAAAGAAUCUUGCAUCAUAUCUGACUAAGAAACUUACUGAAGAAAUUAAAAAUAGUCUGCAACUGGCCAAAAGCUUAGCAAAAGAAGUGGCACGUUAUUUAACACGGCUAGCUACAUUAAUGGAGACGGAAACAGAAAACAGAGUUAAAGUGGCUGAAAAUCUAGAGAAAGUAAGACACCAAUGUUUUAAAAUGGCUACAGACCUGGAGAGACAAAGUGAAAAAGUUAUCAAAGUGACUAAAGACCUGGAGAGACUGAAGCUGCAGAGAUUGCUAAUGGCAGAGAAACGUAAGCAAGGCGCACUGCUUCGAGCUGAGAGACUGAGACUGUCAGGUGAUCAGCAGCCAAUCGAGACACACCUGUGCGCACUGGAAACUGAACUACUUCUCGAGAAAGAGAAAAACCGGUGUCUAGAGCUGGAACUGCAGUUGGUGGAAGAGCAACUGCGAGCAGCUGGCUUGGAGCACAGGUUGGAAAAGGAAGUCCUGAUAAAUGGAGACCUCAUAACUCAUGUGAAGAAGGAGCAGCAGCGUGCACAGGAGACCCUAACUCAGUUAGAAGCAGCGCGCACAGUGACUGCGCAGCUGGAAACAGAACUGCAGAAGGAGAAGGAGUACGGACUAGAACUUGUAAUCGACAAGAAGAAACACAAGAGUCGUCUGUGGACUCUGGAAACUGAGAAUCGCAACUGUACAGCGCAGGUGUCGGCCCUGACGCAGAUGCUCGAUAACAAAACUCAACACAUCAUGAUCCUCACAGCUCAGCUGGAGGCAAGAGAAUCCAUGGAAGUGUUUACUGGGCAGCAGUCAGAAAAGAAAAUGCAACAACAGCUCUAUGCUGCUACGACUCAACUGCGGGAAAGGAAGCAGCACCUAAAGGAGUUCUUACAGUACCUGCAGACGCAUCAACGUGACAUCGGUAAGUGGAGCUCGCUGGUAGCAGCUGUGGAGUAUGGAGAGCCAGUGGUGCUACAGAUACUGCUCGAUUCAGGAACAGAUGCCAAUGUCGCAGACCACGCUGGGAAACUGCCAUUGCUGCAGGCUGCAGAACUGGGAGAAGCUACCUUAGUACUGAUGCUUAUUGCAAAUGGAGCCAAGCUAACGAUAGCAGACAAGGAUGGCCGCUCUGCUCUGCACCAGGCUGCCAAACAGGGCCAUACUAAGGUCAUGCGCGACCUUAUUGAUAUCGGUGCAAAUGUGUCGGCUGGAAACAGAUGGAAGAGCACACCCCUGCACUAUGCUGCAUGGAACGGCCACCUAAAUGCCACACGCCUGUUACUGGAACGGGGCGCUGAUGUGAACAGUUGGAGUGCCGGUGAUUGGCGGCCACUGCACAGAGCAGUGCAGGGUGGAUAUGAAGAUGUGGCCCAUUUCCUGGUGCUGCACGGUGCGGACCUGGCAGCAGUUAAUGAGGAUGGACAGACCGCAAGAGACAUGGCUGAAAGCAGGGGCACCAAAUUUCUGCAGAACAUUACAAGGAAGGAAUAAGUGUGAAUGGUUCUCUGACAUUAGUUAGUGCAUGACUUAUGAAUAUGAUAAGUGCCUGAUGACAUCAGGAAGAAAAAAGUUACGACCCGCUGUUAAAAAGGUUUGUAAUCUUUGUGAUGCUAUAACAAUAAAUAUUAUUAUAAAAUAAAGAACAUUAUAAUGAGA
Molecule: messenger RNA, 2333 nt
Organism: Zootermopsis nevadensis
Lineage: Eukaryota; Metazoa; Arthropoda; Insecta; Blattodea; Termopsidae
Molecular function (GO): protein binding
Source: RefSeq, a predicted model, not a curated record